Molecule: messenger RNA, 4661 nt
Organism: Ictalurus furcatus (blue catfish)
Lineage: Eukaryota; Metazoa; Chordata; Actinopteri; Siluriformes; Ictaluridae
Product: probable ATP-dependent RNA helicase ddx6
Exons: 13
Coding region: 901-2349 (482 amino acids)
Biological process (GO): cytoplasmic stress granule assembly; P-body assembly
Cellular component (GO): P-body; cytoplasmic stress granule
Molecular function (GO): RNA helicase activity; mRNA binding; ATP binding
Source: RefSeq, a predicted model, not a curated record
UUUCUCUUGUAAAGAGCAGCGACUAAGAGGUCGACCGUGUUGUUAAGAAGCACAACAAAAGACGAGUGGAUAUAAGUGAAUUCAGUCAGAUUUGAAAACGGUAUCGUUAUUGGCGUGGUUGAACUGAUUUAUACAGAAGAACUAAUCAGCAGGUUGAGUGAAGUACAGGGUCUGCUUGGAAGACCACACUGAAGGGAGGAGAAAAAAAAAGCAGGAGGAGCUGGACGCUGGAGUGCUGAACUUAAACCAUCAAGUCGGCUUUCAGUUUUGGACGUCUUUCUCCAGAGGAGCUUGGCUUUCUGCUUUAAGGAUUUUGAAUGACCAGAGAGGCUAUUUUCCAACAAACAAACAACUAAGUUUCAAAACUGGAUGUUGUAUUGAAUCACCUACACCAAGGAUUAACUUUUACUUGUUCUUGUGGAUGAAAAUAGUGACAAAGGUCACCUGAUCCAGUAUAUAUAAAUUCAAGACAGUACAAAAACGAAAAAUAAGCGUGAUAUUGAACUUCCUGAUUCGAAGAGAAACAUUUUUCGCCGUUCUGUCGCAGGACUCGUACUUCCUUCAACCUGCAGGCGUAUAAUUUUCUAUACUCUGAGCAGGUGUAUUAUAUUUAUGCAUAUAAAUGGUUAUUUCUCUUCAUUUGGAAGAGCGUUUGGUGUUAAACCUAUUCCUGUGACGUCAGUGACUCUCCUUUGAAGAGGUUGCACUGUACCUGUACAUAGAUGUGUAUGUUUGUAAAUGUUAAAACGACUUAAUUGCGAUUAUAUGAUACCAUUGUAAAUGUUUUAUUAGAACUUUUAUAGACCAGUUGUAAAAAGCAAAAAAAAAAAAGAGAGAGAGAAAGAUAACUGGUGAACUUUUGAUAAAUUAAACAAAGAAGAAGACAUUAGAGUAGACUUGAUGGCUACUGCAAAGAUGGAGAGCGUAGGUGCUGUUGCAAUGGGGAUCAGCAAGCAGAACGGACAGCUCCGAGGGCUGAGCUCUCAAUCAGGACCCAGUGUUCAGAGCAAUCCGUUUGCAAGAGUUUCUACUGGAGGCCAAAAACCCGCUGCAGACUCGCAGGAAGGACCUGGAAUCCGGUUUGGUGAAGACUGGAAAAAGAGCCUGCAGCUUCCACCCAAAGACAAUAGAAUGAAAACUUCAGAUGUGACGGCCACAAAGGGAAAUGAGUUUGAAGACUACUGCUUAAAGAGGGAGUUACUCAUGGGGAUCUUUGAAAUGGGGUGGGAGAAACCUUCCCCAGUCCAGGAGGAGAGCAUCCCCAUUGCCCUGUCUGGUCGUGACAUCCUGGCUCGUGCCAAAAACGGAACAGGAAAGAGUGGAGCAUACCUGAUUCCCAUGCUGGAGAGGAUAGACCUGAAGAAAGAUUAUAUCCAGGCCUUAGUAAUGGUACCCACUCGUGAGCUUGCACUACAGGUCAGCCAGAUCAGCAUUCAGCUCAGUAAGCAUCUCGGUGGAGUCAAAGUCAUGGCCACCACUGGCGGAACAAACCUUCGAGACGACAUCAUGCGUCUGGAUGAGAUCGUGCAUGUUGUCAUAGCUACACCAGGAAGGAUACUGGACUUGAUCAAGAAGGGUGUAGCGAAAGUGGAUAAAGUUCAGAUUAUGGUAAUGGAUGAGGCUGAUAAGCUGCUCUCCCAGGACUUUGUGGUGCUAAUUGAGGAUAUCAUCAGCUUUCUGGCCAAGAACAGGCAGAUUUUGCUGUAUUCCGCCACCUUUCCCGUCACUGUGCAGAAAUUCAUGGCGAAGUAUCUGAAGAAGCCCUAUGAGAUUAAUCUGAUGGAAGAGCUGACACUGAAGGGCAUCACACAGUACUAUGCCUAUGUUACUGAGCGGCAGAAGGUGCACUGCCUCAACACACUCUUCUCCAGGCUGCAAAUCAAUCAGUCUAUCAUCUUCUGCAACUCGACUCAGAGAGUGGAACUGCUGGCCAAGAAGAUCACACAACUUGGCUACUCCUGUUUUUACAUCCAUGCCAAGAUGAUGCAGGAGUACCGAAACAGAGUUUUCCAUGACUUCAGAAAUGGGUUGUGCAGAAAUCUGGUCUGCACAGAUUUGUUCACGAGAGGCAUCGACAUCCAGGCAGUGAACGUGGUCAUCAACUUCGACUUUCCGAAGAACGCAGAGACGUACCUGCACCGCAUCGGGCGCUCAGGGAGGUUUGGCCACCUUGGUCUGGCCAUUAACCUGAUCACAGCAGAGGAUCGCUUCAACCUGAAAGCCAUCGAGGACCAGUUGGUGACUGAUAUCAAGCCCAUCCCGAGCAGCAUCGAUAAAAGUCUGUACGUGGCAGAGUUCCACUCUGCCAACGAUGAGGCAGAGGAGCAGGAGACACCUGAAGAGCCCUAAAGUACCACCAGAACCGGACAGUCAGUGCCACAACGCAGCCGUGUGGAAAUGGUGUUGAAUGAAUGAAUGAUGAUGGAUGGAUUGAUUUGUUUAGUGUGUGUGUGUGUGUGUGUGUGUGUGUGUGUGUGUGUGUGUGUGUGAGAGCAUAGCUUAAUAUUGGUUAAGUAUUUUACAUUUUCAGUUGUAUGUGUCUCUGCUCAACAUUUUCUUUUCUUUCUUUUUUGCUCUUUUUUUUUUCUUUUUUUUUCCCCUCUUAGGGUCUAAACUUAAGAUUAUAUAUGCUCUCCUCUCCUCAGGACAAACCUGGCUUUGCACAAAUAUCAGCUUUUGCACACACACACGCACACACACACACACACACACACACACACACACACACACACACACACACACACACACCAGCAUUUCGGCCCUGAAUGUCCAGUGGUAUCUUUGUGUUUACUUUUUAUUUCUAAACUUUGUCAAGGAUUGUAUCACUGGCUGAGCUGAACAUGUAUUAUGCUUUGCACCGGGGGGGAAAAAAAAGAAGAAAUAUAGAGAACAAAAUACAUUCCAGAGUUCAAUUCAGACUUCAGACAGAUGAGUAAAGAUAUGGUUAGGGCAAAGUCUGGAGUGGAUAAUUAGCAUGACUAUUAAUUUGACUGGAUGAAACAAGACAAGAAUCUUUAUGAAUACUGCAAAAUGCUGCAUUUGCUAAGUUCGCUCAAGGAAUUUAAGCCUAAAGGCCACGACUUGCCAGAUACAGAAGCAUUUUUAUUUUGAACUCACUAAAGUGCCUUAUUCCAUUAGACACAACAAUUUUUGUUUAAACCUAUAGAGAUCGAGUUAAAGCCGUAGUGGUGCUACUUUACAGUUAAAGAUGCGUAGUUUCCACGUGUGAUCCGUCACGCAAAGGGACAUGAUAAGGUGUUCGCGUCUUCCUAGGCUAUAAAGUGGUAAGAUGGUAGAUCUCAAGAAUUACACAAAAACGAUUCGGUGCACAAAUUGUUUGCGGAAUAUUGAUGGUCUGUGGCGCUAAAUUACCUUUCAAAUUUAUAAAAGGCUCUGAAGGAAACUCGUUCAGCGUUUUCAUGUGUAGAUCAUCAUUGCAAUAAGUCAUGGCAGCUAAAAACGCGUAUGUGUGUUUGUGCUCGAGCCUUUUUUUUUUUAAAUGGAUCCUAAUUUUUUUUGUUUAAAUACAAACACUCCUAGCCUAAGUAGCUUAAUACCAUUUCUGUCUUUCUGCAGAUCAAAGUUUAAUCCCACGAAUGAAAAAAUAUUAUUAGUCUGGUCAAUGGUAGGGGUCUAAAAUAUAUAUAUCUCACACACACAGAGAGAGGGGUGUGUACACAUUUGCAGGACAGUAUUUUGAGGUUUAUUCUCUUUUUUUUUUUUUUUUUUUUUUUUUUUUCUUUUUUUUGCCUGUUCGUUUUGUAAUAGACGUCUGUGUGCAAAGCAUAAAACCUUACUCUCACUUUUGUUUAAGGCUGUAGCCAGGUUGUUGUUGUUAUUAUUGUUGUUGUUUUUAAGAAUAAUAAUAAUAAUAAUAAUAAUCAUGCGCUUUACUUUAUCUGGGUAUGUGUGAAUGUAUAAAUGGGGGAAAAAAUAUAUUUGUUAUAAAUGAGUCAGCAAAUUAGUUUGAAUGGCUCACCUAGAUUUCGUUUUGAGCUUAGAUUGAAGCGAAUUUGUGGAAUUUGAAAGCAAACUGUAGCAUCGUUUUAAUAUUGUGGCAGCUGUGAUAAUUUCCCACUUCAGAUCCUCUUUACUACCCCUGACAACCCCCUUGAGAAUCUUGCUCAGAAAGAUGUUGUAGUGUGUAGCGCUUGUAUAUCUUUUAUAUCUUUUUAAUGCAGGAACCGGAGUUUGCUUUUGGUUCCAGCUCUUAACCCCCUAGCCUAGUCGGUGAAGCUGUUUUGUUAUGAAUGACAGUUACAGUUUUCAGAAGUUGAUGUGAAUUUGAAUGCAGUUUCAAAUUGCAGGGGGGGAAGCCUGGACAACUCUGAUGUCAUUUAUUGUAUAUCAGAGUAUUUAAAAAAAAUAAUAAUAACAACAAAGAAACCUGGGAUUAGAUUUCUUCAUGCUGAUGUUUGUUUUUACUCUCAGUAGUAGUGUAUCCUGUAACUGUAAGGAUGGUGAGGGGGGAUAUUUUCCUUUCCUGUUGGAUCUUUUAGUGUGCGUGUGUAUGUGAGAGAGCGUUAAUGUAAAAUCUUGUUGUAGCUUACGGAAGAAAGAGUGUAAAAAAUUGUCAUGUCUUAGGGGAUUUCUUUCAGCUGUGUGAUAAAACUGCCUUUCAGGACUUUAGCUAAAGCAUAACCAAAAAGUGAGAUUGUGUG